AUGGGACGCACUGCGUCCGUGGGCCAGGAGCGGGCGCCUCGCGCUUCGCGUGUGUUUGUGUAUGAGAGUCGCAGCAUGCUGACAGACACCAUCUCUGUGUCCCUGAAGCGCAGCACUGGCCGAGCCAUGUCUGUCCCCACAGCGCAGCGCUGGCCGACGCCAUGUCUGUGUCCCUGCAGCGCAGCGCUGGCUGACGCCGUGUCUGUGUCCCCGCAGCGCUGGCCGACGCCGUGUCUGUGUCCCCGCAGCGCAGCGCUGGCCGACGCCGUCUCUGUGUCCCCGCAGCGCAGCGCUGGCCGACGCCGUGUCUGUCUCUGCAGCGCAGCGCUGGCUGACGCCGUCUCUGUGUCCCCGCAGCACAGCGCUGGCCGACGCCGUCUCUGUGUCCCCGCAGCGCUGGCCGACGCCGUGUCUGUCUCUGCAGCGCAGCGCUGGCUGACGCCGUGUCUCUCUGUGUCCCCACACCGCAGCGCUGGCCGACGCCGUCUCUGUGUCCCCGCAGCGCUGGCCGACGCCGUGUCUGUCUCUGUAGCGCAGCGCUGGCUGACGCCGUGUCUCUCUGUGUCCCCGCAGCGCAGCGCUGGCCGACGCCGUCUCUGUGUCCCCGCAGCGCUGGCCGACGCCGUGUCUGUCUCUGUAGCGCAGCGCUGGCUGACGCUGUGUCUCUCUGUGUCCCCGCAGUAUGCCACCACCGGCUGCUCUCUGACGCUGCACCACACGGAGAAGCCGGAGCACGAGGACGUGUGUGAGUUCCGGCCCUACGCCUGCCCCUGCCCCGGCGCCUCCUGCAAGUGGCAGGGGGCCCUGGAGACGGUCAUGUCGCACCUGAUGCUGGCGCACAAGAGCAUCACCACGCUGCAGGGGGAGGACAUCGUCUUCCUGGCCACGGACAUCAACCUGCCGGGCGCCGUGGACUGGGUCAUGAUGCAGUCCUGCUUUGGCCACCACUUCAUGCUGGUGCUGGAGAAGCAGGAGAAGUACGAGGGGCACCAGCAGUUCUUCGCCAUCGUGCUGCUCAUCGGCACGCGCAAACAGGCCGAGAACUUCGCCUACCGGCUGGAGCUGAACGGGAACCGGCGGCGGCUGACCUGGGAGGCCACGCCGCGCUCCAUCCACGACGGCGUGGCCGCCGCCAUCCUCAACAGCGACUGCCUGGUCUUCGACACGGCCAUCGCGCAUCUGUUUGCGGACAACGGGAACCUGGGCAUCAACGUGACCAUCUCCACCUGCUGCCCCUGACG
Messenger RNA from Dipodomys ordii (Ord's kangaroo rat), 1241 nucleotides. RefSeq names its product siah E3 ubiquitin protein ligase 2 (gene Siah2). The coding region runs from base 1 to 1239 and encodes 412 amino acids. Gene Ontology annotation, cellular component: cytoplasm. Gene Ontology annotation, molecular function: ubiquitin protein ligase activity; ubiquitin conjugating enzyme binding; zinc ion binding. The transcript is spliced from 2 exons. Gene Ontology annotation, biological process: proteasome-mediated ubiquitin-dependent protein catabolic process; multicellular organism development. The record is from RefSeq and is a predicted model, not a curated record. NCBI's taxonomy places the organism in Eukaryota, Metazoa, Chordata, Mammalia, Rodentia, Heteromyidae.